This is a messenger RNA of Mytilus californianus (California mussel), 2509 nucleotides long. Its product is annotated as centromere protein F-like. The coding region runs from base 950 to 1957 and encodes 335 amino acids. NCBI's taxonomy places the organism in Eukaryota, Metazoa, Mollusca, Bivalvia, Mytilida, Mytilidae. The transcript is spliced from 4 exons. The record is from RefSeq and is a predicted model, not a curated record. Gene Ontology annotation, molecular function: zinc ion binding.
AUAUUGUAUGCUGGGAUAAUCACACCCUUUCCGAUUAGCAAAUUACUAUUAUAUCAGGGAUAACACGGAUAAGGUUGAAUAGAAUUGAAGUAAAAGCUUCCAGUAACAACAGUUGACAUAUCUGACGAUCCGGUCUUUCUCAAUAGACAGAUGUAUAUACAAUAUGCAAACUCAUCCAGAGUGCAAUAAAGUUGUUUAUGCACUAAACAGAAGGUAUCCGAGAUAUGCCAUCAACUCGAAAUUCUGUAGAUAAAAACAAUAAGGACAAUGGCAAGUAAUUGGUCAUUCUGUGGUAUCUGUGAUUUUCGACAUGUCACCAAACCAUCAGUGGUUUGGUGUUCCGAAUGCGAUGAAGGUCUUUGUGACGACUGCAAAGAACACCACAGCAUUUCCAAAUCCACACGUGUCCAUGACACCGUGCCUAUAGAUGAUUACCAAAACUUACCAACCGAAGUUCUUAAAGUUGCACAGUCUUGCAGAAAACAUAACCAAAAGUACCAAAUAUUCUGUAAAAAACAUGACUGUCCAUGUUGUAAGAAAUGUGUUGUCGAAGUACACAAUGAAUGUAAAGAUUUUGAUGAUAUUGAUGACGUCAUCAAAAACGUCAAAUCAUCCGACGCUUUCCACGACAUCGAGCUUAAUCUUUCCAAUAUAGUUGAUUAUAUGCAACGAGUCAAGAAAAAUCGAGAAGAAAAAUUUUCUUUCAAUAAAAGAACAUAAAUGACAAAUUGAAAACGAAAUUCAACAGGCUAGAGAAGCAAUUUACAGUCAUCUAGAAUUACUUCAGAAGAAGUUAAUAAAAGAACUAAACUUAACCAUUGAUAAGGAAAAUGAAAAUAUUCACAAAUUCCUGAAAUCGGUUGAGCAAAAUGAGAAAGAAAUCAAAGAGUUUCAAUCCAGCCACCUAAAAAUAAAGAAGCACGCUUCUGAACUGCAAACGUUUCUUACUAUGAAACAAAUCGAGCGUGAUGUAGCUACAAAAGAAGACUUUAUACAAUCAAUAAACAAAAGCUGUAGUCUGAGCCAUACUCGUUUCUUUUGUAAGAUAGACACAUAUUUGAAGAAUUUGGUGAACAAUGUUAAUAGAUUUGGAGAAGUUGUUACAGAGACGAAACCAAAUGAUAUUCCAUUUGUAAGGCAGAUGGAUAAACAAGCCCAGUUGAUGAUUCCUAUACUCCCAAAGGCAAAUUCCAUAGAUAAUUUAAGAUUAACGUUGGUUCAGUCAGUUAAUACGUAUAGUGAAGAUAUUAGAGGUUGUACAAUACUUCCUGAGGGUAGAAUGGUGUUCAGCUGUUACUAUCCGGGUUAUGUUACAGUAGUCAAUCAAGAUGGAUCGAAAGACUUUAGAAUUGAUUCAGGACAUUCUUUUGAUGUCAUUAAUAUAAAAGAUAAUAAUGUAGCUGUAACCUCUGUUUUCUUCGUACCACAUAUUAAAAUAACAGAUAUAAAAUUAAAGAAAGUCACGAAAACAAUGCAUGUUGGCUCCAGUAAUGAUGGCCUGGCACUAAAGGAUAAAAACUUGAUAUAUUGUGGCAGAGGGAAAGGGUUAAAGAAAAUCAAUUUGAGUGAUAAUUCCGUUAGUCCAAUUACAAAUUCAAAACUAAGUGAUAGUUCGUAUGUAACAACAUUCAUUGACAGUAUAAUAUUCACAGACCCAGGCACGAACAUAGUCACAUGCGCUAGUAUGCAAGGACAAGUAAAUUGGAAAUUCAAGGAUGAAAGCUUGCUGAAGUGUCCACUUGGUAUAUCUGUAGACAAUGCUGGUAAUGUGUAUGUGAUUGGACGUGAUUCUUGCAAUGUGAUAGUUAUCUCCCCUGACGGGCAACGACAUAGACAAAUAUUAUCGGGAAAGGAAGGUCUUAAAAUUCCCUCUGUUUUGCACUAUGAUCUGGUUACAAACAAGUUAUUAGUAUCAAACUUGAGGGGAAAUGCAUUUUUGUAUGAUGUUUCACAAUAAACUAAAAACAAAACUGAAAUUUGGGUGCCCUUGUGAUCUUAUUAUUUUGGGGAUGAGAAUGAAAAAAAUGAUGUAUUUGUAUUUGUAAUUUUUAUUAUAAUCAACUACUAGUAUUCAAGGCAUCAUGUGUUCAUAUAUUCGAAAAACAGUUUUUUAGUUAUACAAAACAAUUACUGGUCAUAAAAUAUGCACAUCUUUAAUGUAUGUGUAACGUUGUAUUGCUUACAGUCUUCAUACACUUUAGAUCUAUUUCUCUUACGUAGCAAAGCGGGAUGUAUAUAAAUGUCUUCAAACCCUUUAAGAGUUGACACUUUAAAUUCAAGAUUUUGUAUGAGAAUCCAGUUCAUUGCACAUUAAUCAGACCUUGUGACACACAAUGUUUUACAAAAGUUUGUUUAGGAGUAUAAAUUAUAUGAGCAAUAAGGCAUAUCGGUUGUAUUGCAAUAAGAAAGUUAUGUAACCAAUUAAAUAGACCUCAGGUGAGUUCUAAUCAACAUGCCGAGCACAAAACUGAGUCUAUAUGGCAUCAAAUAAAUUUAACAGAUCUCAAAA